GCGGAAGCCGACAGUCAGCCGAGCACAGUAAACAUCAAUCAUCCCAAGCCUCAGACAUCCAGACCGAUUCUCCCCAAUUCCCCACAACCUCCCUUAGAAUACACGAUAGAGCACUCCACAAUGCUGCUGCAGUGCUAUAGAAGACGUCUUCCACAGCUGGCAGGAACUAGACUGUCAGCGCAGAUGUGGGCGCAAAGCUGCUGGCUUCGCCGGAACUCAUCGACUUCGGCGCCUGCUAAUUCGCAUCUCGAACUGCCAUUGUCGGGCGUGCGAAUCGUCGAUCUUACGCGUGUACUUGCAGGGCCUUAUGCGACUCAAAUCUUAGCUGACCUGGGAGCCGAAGUUAUCAAAGUCGAACACGUCACCCGGGGCGACGAUACCCGCACAUGGGGUCCUCCGUUUGCAAAAAACCACAAUAAUCUUCAAUCACCCGGCGAGAGUGCCUAUUUUCUUGGUGUCAAUCGAAACAAAAAAUCUCUAGCCAUUGAUUUCAAAGACAAGCGAGGACAAGACACGUUACGAUCGUUAAUCUCAAAAAGCGACGUCGUUAUCGAAAACUACCUACCUGGAACUCUGUCGCGGUAUAACCUCGCGUACGAUCAGCUAGAGAACGACAAGGUUAUCUACGUCAGCAUCACGGGAUAUGGCCAGACUGGGCCCUAUAGAAACCGAGCAGGGUACGAUGUAAUGGUUGAAGCGGAAAUGGGAUUGAUGCAUAUCACUGGCGAGGCCAAUGGGCCGCCUGUGAAAGUGGGCGUCGCCGUUACAGAUUUGACGACCGGUUUGUAUGCAGCAAACUCGAUUAUGGCCGCACUACUAGGACGAGCAAAGACAGGACGUGGACAAUACAUCGACGUGGCCUUGUCGGACUGCCAGGUUGCGACCCUCGCAAAUAUCGCAUCAUCAUGCCUAAUAUCCGGCCAACCAGACGCCGGCCGUCAAGGAACCUCCCACCCCAGCAUUUGCCCGUACCAGGCCUUCCCGACCAAAGACGGGGAUAUCAUGAUUGGAGGCGCAAACGACAAGCUCUUUGGAAUCAUGUGCAAUCUUCUCGGAAAAUCAGAGUGGAUAGAGGAAGAGAGAUUCGCGACGAAUCCGCUCAGAGUUAAGCAUCGAGAGAUGCUCGUACCUAUGAUUAUUGAGGAGACGACCAAGAAAACUACUGCAGAAUGGCUUACGAUCUUCGAAGGCAGCGGGAUCGCAUACGCAGCAGUCAACGACGUCCAGUCAACACUCAACCACCCGCACGUCCUGGCCAGGGACAUGAUCGCCACAGUCGACCACCCAGACUGCGGUCCGAUCAAGAUGGUGAACACGCCGGUAAAAUACUCGCUCUCCAAGCCGUCGAUUAGAAUGGCGCCUCCUACUUUGGGACAGCACACCGACGAGAUUUUGGAGAGAGAGGUGGGGCUUAGCAAGGAGGUUAUUUCUGAGAUGAAAGCGGAUGGAAUCAUAGCUUGAGUCUCAUUUCUUGGAUACCUACCGCAAUCGCAGCACUUUAUCUCGAUAUUCAAGAUAUCCAGCAUAACUCGGUCACUUAAAUUGCCAUCAGAUAACCCACAAACCAGCACAGUUAAAGUUUAAAUACAC
Molecule: messenger RNA, 1590 nt
Organism: Myxozyma melibiosi
Lineage: Eukaryota; Fungi; Ascomycota; Lipomycetes; Lipomycetales; Lipomycetaceae
Product: formyl-coenzyme A transferase
Exons: 7
Coding region: 121-1461 (446 amino acids)
Molecular function (GO): catalytic activity
Source: RefSeq, a predicted model, not a curated record